AAUUUACAAGACUGCGCAUGAGCGGAUGCUGUCACAAUUUAGAAACCGAUACCGUUCGUUCUCCAUUUUGGUUCUUAUGUGAAAUCAUUCGUCUGCGGGUUUUCUACUGCAUUUGAGCCACCAUGGCCUCAGUUUCAUCUUGAAAAAUACAAGCAGUCUACCACGUGAGCUUUGUUUACUUCCGUAAAAGCUUUCUGUGCGGGUCAGUGCACGUGUUCUGAGCCCCCAAAAUGUCCGAGGAGCGAGCACACUGAGUUCUUUGAAUCACCUGGUGUCUGGCUUCCCUCGCUGACGGAUGUAGCCCGAUGUUUGAAUAUGACAGCUAAAGUCAUGGCUGCCAAGCCCUUCAGCCCAAAGGAGGUGAGGAGGAUCCUGGAUUCUCUGUCAAGGCCCGCUGUCUUUCUCCACAUGACUUGUGAUUGGCCAGUUCUCCACUGGACAGCAAACCACCUGUCAAACUGCCUUGGCCAGAAGAACAUCCGAUUCAGACUGGGGGAAAAACAAGCAACACACACUCCUCUCUUUGAAACCCAGUGCUCAUAUGUGGAGGCCAGUCUUGACCAGUUCCUGUGCUGGACCAGUAAAGGGACUGGGGCAGAGGUGGGGUUUUUCUCUGGCUACCCUCUUUCAGAGUACUGGGCCUAUGCAGACUACAAAUACAUCGCUAUGCUAUUCCAAGACCAGCCGUCUAUGUUCGAGGACGUGCUGUGGUCUGAUUUUGGUUACCCGGGCCGGGCCGGUCGAGAGAGCACACUGUGGAUCGGCACAGAGGGCGCCAACACCCCCUGCCACCAGGACACCUACGGAUGUAACCUUGUGUUGCAGGUGCAGGGAAGGAAGCGCUGGACCCUGUUCCCCCCGGAGGACACGGCUUGUCUGUACCCAUGCAGGAUCCCCUACGAGGAGUCCAGCGUCUUCAGCCUGGUGGACGUCCUCCAGCCAGACCUGAGGAGGUUCCCUGCCUUCACCCAGGCCAGGGCCCACACCGUUACCCUGCAGCCUGGACAGGUCCUGUAUGUGCCCAGGCAUUGGUGGCACUAUGUGGAGUCUGUGGAUCCUGUAACAGUUAGUGUCAACUCCUGGAUUGAGCUGGAAGUGGAUGACGAAGCGCGUGUAAACGAGGCCGUCACCAAGGCCGUCGUUUGUGCCCUGAAGACCACGCCCAGUAAGGACAACACUGACGACUGGCUCAACCCCACUGAGGAAGGAGUGUCAUCGCAUGGAGAGAACCUGCAGUGUCUGAACCUGGCGGUGCAGACCUGCCUGCAGAGGAGAGAGAGGAGCCAGGGUGCUGAGCAGGAGCGCCCAGAGCCAGCCGGGGGCCGAGGGGCCAAGCGGGACUCCAGCGGACAGACCCGCAGCGGCGGCGGCACCACACCCCUCACCAUCCCCUUCGGACCUCACCUCGUCCCGGUGCCAGCUAACCAGGACAGUCUACCCAAAACAAAGGGACUCGACUGGGAAGACGGAGCCCCUAAGAGCUGCAUGGCCAACCCGAGCAAAGGCCAGACACCCCGAGUCUUGUCUGCCAGUGGCGAAUGUGGUUCUGGUUCCGAUGACUAUGGAAGCCCGGGCAGAGACUGUGACUCCGGAGACGCCGCAGAGGCCUUAGGACACGCCCCCAUCACCACCAACGACCUAUUAGAAUGCCUGGUGCACCCAGAUGUCAUCGCCCAUGUCACUGAGCUCCUGUUGGAGAGACAGAACAGGCACAACAAUGCCUGAACAUCUCAACCUUGUCUUUUUGUUAUGUAAAGGGUCAGUUAUUUACAUUAUUGUUUUUUGGGGAUGCUCAGGGAAAGAAAUAAGGUAUUCAAAAAAUUUCUAUUGAAUUAAAUUUAAUUCAUUGUUGAGUCACCUGAACCGCUGAAGUGCCUUAUCUUAUUAACUCCUAAGAGGCUUUGAAGGAGUAAUACUGGGAGUCUCUUUGGAAUUAGAGUCUUUGCCCUUUUACCCCUGACCUGUUUGCAUGCCUGGUCUUUGACAGGGAAAUACUAGAACUAUCGGUGGAUCUAGGGAUUCCUAGAUGAACUGUGAGAAAUCCUUACUGGUUGUAGGUAUCCGUCAUGUCGGUGAGGAGGAAAGAGACAGAGCUUAGCGUGUGUUUGCAAACCCUCUCCCAUGGAGCAUUCCAUUCAGAACAGCUCCAUGAGCGAAGACAAGAACCACUCUCUCACGGUUAUGAAUUUGAAAAACCUUUUAGCUUUUGUACUGAUUUCAUUGUUUUAUCAAAUGUAAGCACGUACGGUGCCUAUUUUUGUAUUCCAUCUCAUAUGUAAUAUAUACAUAAAACCAACCAACCAGUGUUCCGGUAAAUAAAGUAGCAAUGCUUGUUAACAAGGGUGCCAUGGGAACUAGGA
Molecule: messenger RNA, 2360 nt
Organism: Osmerus eperlanus (European smelt)
Lineage: Eukaryota; Metazoa; Chordata; Actinopteri; Osmeriformes; Osmeridae
Gene: hspbap1
Product: hspb associated protein 1
Exons: 8
Coding region: 316-1725 (469 amino acids)
Molecular function (GO): 2-oxoglutarate-dependent dioxygenase activity
Source: RefSeq, a predicted model, not a curated record